Molecule: messenger RNA, 1286 nt
Organism: Gasterosteus aculeatus aculeatus (three-spined stickleback)
Lineage: Eukaryota; Metazoa; Chordata; Actinopteri; Perciformes; Gasterosteidae
Product: pepsin A
Biological process (GO): proteolysis
Molecular function (GO): aspartic-type endopeptidase activity
Source: RefSeq, a predicted model, not a curated record
CUGGGCAGAACGCUGAAGAGAAACAAUGAAGUUGCUCGUGGUCCUUUCAGCCCUGGUGGCUUUUUCCGAAUGCCUGCACAAGAUCCCCCUGAUCAAGGGGAAGACUGCCAGGGAAAACCUCCAGGAGAAAGGACUGUGGGAACAGUAUAGGAAGCAGCAUCCAUACAACCCCAUGGCAAAGUUCUACCAGACUGGCAUUGAGUCCAUGACCAACGAUGCUGACUUGUCCUACUACGGUGUGAUCUCCAUCGGUAACCCUCCUCAGUCCUUCAGCGUCAUCUUUGACACCGGCUCCUCCAACCUGUGGGUCCCUUCAGUCUACUGCUCCAGCGAGGCUUGCAACAACCACAAUAAAUUCAACCCAGGGCAGUCCAGCACUUUCCAAUGGGGCGACCAGACUCUGUCCAUCCAGUACGGCACCGGCAGCAUGACUGGACGUCUGGCAAGUGACAAUGUUGAGGUGGGAGGCAUCACGGUGCCAAACCAGGUGUUUGGGAUCAGCGAGACAGAAGCUCCUUUCAUGGCUCAGAUGGCAGCCGAUGGCAUCCUGGGGUUGGCCUUCCAGAGCAUCGCCUCUGACAAUGUCGUGCCUGUCUUUGACAACAUGGUCAAGCAGGGACUUGUUUCCCAGUCCCUGUUCUCCGUCUACCUGAGCGGCAAUAGUGAGCAGGGCAGUGAGGUGGCCUUCGGUGGUAUUGACAGUAGCCAUUACACCGGUCAAAUCACAUGGAUCCCUCUGACCUCUGCCACCUACUGGCAGAUCCAAAUGGACAGUGUCACCAUCAAUGGACAGGCUGUGGCCUGCACUGGUGGCUGCCAGGCCAUCAUUGACACUGGUACCUCCCAGAUUGUUGGCCCAACCAAUGACAUCAACAACAUGAAUUCCUGGGUUGGAGCCACAGCCAACCAGAAUGGAGAGGCUACAGUGAACUGCCAGAACAUCCAAGGCAUGCCUGAAGUCACCUUCACUCUCAACGGACAGGCCUUCACCAUCCCUGCAUCUGCCUACGUCUCACAGAGCUCCUACGGCUGCAGCACUGGCUUUGGCCAGGGUGGCUCCCAACAGCUCUGGAUCCUGGGAGAUGUCUUCAUCAGGCAGUUCUACGUCAUCUUCGAUACGGAGAAUCAGACCGUUGGCCUGGCCCAGUCUGUCUAAUCAAAUGAGACAUUUGAAUGUAUACUUAGGGGCUUGUCUGAUUGAAAGAAGAAAAUGGUGCAAUUGGUGAUAGUGAGAAUAUGUUUGAACAUAUGCGUUUGAAUUAAAUUGAUUACAGCAAUAAGAAUCA